AUGCUGAUGGUACAGAGCAACGCGCAACCCAUGAAGACAAAUAAAAUUAAGGGUCCGCCACCUGUACCGCCGCGGCCCAGCCAGAGUAUGGUCGCCGAAGCGCUAGCGAAGACGAGAAAAGCCGUCGCCGAUUCCAAGACCAACUUGACCAAGACUCGUAACUUUACCAAAAACGAGAGUCACCAGGUUUCAUCGAAAGCGAAAACUCUAGAUAGAUAUAGCUCGUCGAGUAAGCCUGCGGUGUCUCCGCGCCAAACUGGUCUCGCACGCGUCAAGUCUUUUAUCAAAGACGUGAUAAGCGAUCGAAGCUCCUCUUCUGACGAAAAGAAGUCCAGCGGGCAGAAUUCCAGAAGGAGCUCGAGCGAUAGUAGCUCUGUUAAUUCGCCAUCUUCUACUAAGAAGUCGAACGAAUCGUUAAACUCUAGAGCUGUUAAAACUUGCAAACAAAUUUUAGUUCGAUCGCUCUCUACGUCCAACAAAUUAGAUCAGGAUGCGAAGUGUAGAGUAUCUAAAUCUUCUAGUUUCGCGGAAAAGACUUUUCCCUUGCGCAAGGCUCCGCCGCCACCUUUGUCACCUAAACCUAAGAUUAAACCAAUGAGGCCGUUACCUGUACACAAUUCGAAUGUAAGUGGAAAAACGUCUAAAGUGGAACCGGAAAUAAGUCCAUACUCGUUGCCUCUCGAUGCCGAAACCGCUCGGAGUCCGGUUUCUGAGGCGCCUUACGCUACGGUCGACGAAGUGAGCCAAAAUGUAAAUAUUGUAGAAAGCAAACCUAAAAUGGAUAACGAAAACGUUACAAUAGAGAAUAAUUUAAAGGGAGAUGUAAAUAUAAAUAAUAAUUCACUCGAGAGGAAAACGUCGCGAGUCACAGAGAUGCUAAUUUCCGAAAUCCUCGCCAGUAGAAAUAACAAUAACGAGAAAGAAUCGCAUACGGUAAUCGACAAAGGCAAGGAUUCGGUCUGCGGCGAUACAUCGGCCGAUCUAGAUAUAAUGAAAGACAUGAACAAUCACGAAAUGUUAAUUUAUGAACUACAAACGAUGCGCUCCCAAUCGAACGUGCCCGAAGUGUUAGACAAUAAUGACAUUGACAGAAAUGGAAAUUGUGAUUCGGAUUCUGAACAAAAUUACGCGGUGGCGUCCGUCACGAGUGAAAAUACGGACGACGGACACGAUCAAGCGUACGCCUAUAUUGUAGACGAUGAUCUCAAGUCUAGACUACGAAAACAGUUCCGAGCAAUCAGCACCAUGUCACUUCAAGGUCUACCGCCUCUACCAAAAAGCUUAAGCGGCUUCGCCGACGGUGAGCCUGCCGCAGAACCACCGCCAUCGAAUGAUGAUCAUCCGCCGUCUGAUCUCGACGGCCAGCUCAUAUACCUUAAGAAGGAAAUGGACAGCCUUCGUCAGUUGGAUCUCUCGCUGCUCUCCGAGCUCUGGUCUCUCAGUGAGGCGAUGGCUUCGUGGCGACGACAGCUAGAACGCGGUUCCAGACUCCGACCGGCCCCACCACCACCACCGCCGCCCCAUUACCUUAGAACUUAA
Leptosia nina is the source of this 1539-nucleotide messenger RNA. The record is from the annotation of a GenBank genome assembly. NCBI's taxonomy places the organism in Eukaryota, Metazoa, Arthropoda, Insecta, Lepidoptera, Pieridae.